AGCAAGCUGACUUCCAACAUAGAGAAUCGAUUAAUGAUCAGCAGAAAUAAUAAGUUCAACCCCCAAGCGAGGAGAAAUAUGAAGGUUAAUUACUCAACUGAUUUUCAAAAUCUCUGAACUCAGUUAUCUGCCCAAAAUUAUGGAAAGAGAUACACUUCUGAUUCUACAAUGAAAGAUUUGAAUAUUACGAAAUAUUUAACCGAAGUGCCAGAAUCACUCUCAAAAUAUCAAGGCUAUACUGAAAGAAAAUAUGCUUUCACUAAAUUGCUAAGUAAAAAUUCAAACAAAGUUAUUUCCCAAAAGCCAAGCUUCCCGUUGGAAGGAUCCUUCAGCACUAAAAGAAACCAUAAAUCCAAGCCCAGACCAAAGAAGCCUGAGAUGCUACCUUUAAUCUGUAACUUGCCUCAAGCGAGCAACCGCUUGACUGAGAACAGGUGGCAGAGUCCUGAGACUGCUGUCAACUUUGAUCCGAUUGAUUACUACUUCAACUCCAAAAUGUACUGCUCCAAAAUUACUCCAUUGCCAUCGUCACGUAGGAAGAAAGCACCUUUAGUGAGUUCUUUAAAGCCUCAAGAGGAUUUAGAGGGUAUUUAAGCUAUCACUUAAAAUAACCUCGAACAACUCAAAUGCUUUCGGUACAAAUCAAAAGGGCAUUCAACCAAAAGUACCUACAGGUCUUAAGUCAACUACUAAGCAUGAAAUUCAGUCACCUCAACAGAGAAAGCUUGAUGAAAUCCCAUUUAUUCAAUCGAUUAGACAAACUCGGCCUAUUGCGCCUUGCAAGAAACAUAUGAUAAAUAAUCAACGAGAUGUUCCAAGACAAACUUCUAAAAUUUCAAAAAUCUCGAAAAUGGUGAAGCAGAGAUCCUCAAAAAUCAGCAACUUAAAAAAGAAGAGAGGGAUAAAAUUGCAUCAUUAUCCUAACUCUGAACAGAUUACUGGGUGGGACACCAGUGAUGAUUUCGGAUUGAGCCCAGAAAUGUGAGAGCAUACUUUGGAGAAGACUCAAGAUCUCCAAGGCUAUCCUACUUGGGACAUGAGAUAACCCAGAAUUAAAGAGUCUUAUAAGUU
Molecule: messenger RNA, 1071 nt
Organism: Moneuplotes crassus
Lineage: Eukaryota; Ciliophora; Spirotrichea; Euplotida; Euplotidae
Source: the annotation of a GenBank genome assembly